Melampsora larici-populina 98AG31 is the source of this 1503-nucleotide messenger RNA. Its product is annotated as alpha-amylase. Gene Ontology annotation, molecular function: cation binding; alpha-amylase activity. The transcript is spliced from 15 exons. Lineage: Eukaryota; Fungi; Basidiomycota; Pucciniomycetes; Pucciniales; Melampsoraceae. Bases 1 to 1503 code for a protein of 500 amino acids. Gene Ontology annotation, biological process: carbohydrate metabolic process. The record is from RefSeq and is a predicted model, not a curated record.
AUGUUAUCUUCUUCGAUCGCGAGUGCGAUACGAGUUUAUCCAAGGCUUCGGCUAUUGGGCGGACCGCUCAUCGCUGGUCUCUUUUUUCUAGCUCCUGGCAUUCCUACCAACGUACGGCAUCGAUUUCUGGCCAUCUUGAGCUUUCUUACGCUGGGAUGUGGUCUUUUUUAUCGCUCGCCGGAAAGCUUUCGUCGCGAUGUAACUGUUCAGUUAUUUCAAUGGCCUCAUAUUGACGUAGCGAACGAGUGCGAGUCACAUCUUGCACCUGCAGGCUAUCGAUGGGUUCAGGUCUCCCCUCCUCAAGAACACAUCAGGGGACCACAAUGGUGGGUGGACUAUCAGCCAGUCAGCUACAUUUUGAAUUCCAAACGUGGCUCGCCUCAACAAUUUGUAGAGAUGGUCAAUCGCUGUAAUGCGGCAGGAGUAGGAGUUAUUGUGGACGCGGUGGUCAAUCAUAUGACGAGUGGUCGGCCAGAGGGUUUUGGAACGUCAGGCUCUUCCUUUUCACAUUAUUCAUAUGACGAUAUUUAUGACUAUCACGACUUUCAUCAUUGUGGACGCAAUGGGAACGAUCACAUUUCCGAUUACACCGAUCGAUACGAGGUCCAGAAUUGCGAACUGCUUGGCCUGGCUGAUCUUGCCACUGAGACGACCAAGGUCCGCGAUACUAUUGGUACCUACCUAGAUAGCCUCGCUCGAAUUGGUGUCACUGGCUUCAGGAUGGACGCUUCAAAGCACAUGCCCGCGACCGAUAUCCGGGCGAUUCUUCAGCGCGUUACUAACCGUGGCCGUAUGCAUAUUGUGCAGGAAGUAAUAUUUGGAUUUGAUGAACCAAUACGGCCUGAAGAAUAUAUAAUGAAUGGCAAUGUGCAUGUAUUUCAAGGAGCUUCAGAUCUGAAGCGGCUCUUCAAGACGGACGGGAUGGCUCAUUUAGUACACCCAGUGGGUUGGGGAUCGGCCUGGGGGAAUGGCUACCUCGCGAGCGAACACAGCACAGUUUUCGUCACAAAUCACGACCUGGAAAGGAGCGGGGGAUCCCUUGUUGCGGCUGAUCCGCAAUAUUUGUUGGCCCAUGUGUUCAUCUUGACGUGGUCAUAUGGUCAAGUAGACAUCCUAAGUGGCUAUAACUUCACCAACUUUGAUGAUGGGCCAAGUCAAUUUCGGGUGCACUGUGGCCAAUUCGGGUGGCGCUGUGAGCACCGUCACCCAAUGAUAGUUGGUGCUAUCCAGAUUCGUGGCAGAUCAGGUUCACAGCCAGUGCGAAACAUCAUUACCUCGGGUAGCAACCGAACUGCGUACUCUCGUGGUUCAAAAGGAUUUAUUGCUCUAAAUAAUGAGCCCGAAGAAUGGAUACUUCCACCCGGGACACAGAUAGGUAUGAAACCGGGUGAUUAUCCAGACGUAUUGGGAUCGAAUCAGAUUGUGGUACGAGUUGGGGGUCGAGGUAGGUUGAUUGACUCAAUCGUUAUCCCUGGGUUUUCGGCUGUAGGAAUCCAUCUAUAG